Gilbertella persicaria is the source of this 2130-nucleotide messenger RNA. Its product is annotated as kinase-like domain-containing protein. The coding region runs from base 97 to 2079 and encodes 660 amino acids. The transcript is spliced from 9 exons. The record is from RefSeq and is a predicted model, not a curated record. Gene Ontology annotation, cellular component: cytoplasm. Gene Ontology annotation, biological process: intracellular signal transduction; protein phosphorylation; regulation of MAPK cascade. NCBI's taxonomy places the organism in Eukaryota, Fungi, Mucoromycota, Mucoromycetes, Mucorales, Choanephoraceae. Gene Ontology annotation, molecular function: protein serine/threonine kinase activity; ATP binding.
ACUGCAUCUCCGAAUUAAAUAAAAAAAAGAGAGAUAUCGAGUUUUUUUAGGUUCUCCUUUCUUUCUCCUUUUUACUUUUUUUACUCAUUACACAGAAUGCCCGAUAUUAUUAAAGAAGGAUAUCUUUCUUUAAAGGAAGAAGGCUUAAGAGCUUGGAUCUGGUCAAAGCGAUACUGUGUACUGAGAGAUCAAUCCUUGACUUUUCAUCGUAAUGAGGCUGGCCAAUGUAUUGGUUUAAUUUUUCUCAAGGAGAUUGGGUCAGUAACAAGAAUUGAUUUAAAGCCUUAUUGCUUUGAAAUUUCUGCCAAAGACAAAACCUAUUAUAUUUCUUGUAAAAGCGAUGAGGAACUUUAUAGUUGGAUGGACGAAAUAUACAACAGAUCUUCCGUUGGUGCUUCUGGUCCAACAGAUUUUAUUCACAAGGUCCAUGUGGGAUUUGAUCCAAUAACCGGUGCUUUUACGGGCUUGCCUGAUCAAUGGACUCGAUUGUUGAAAGGUUCAGCUAUUACAGCCGAAGAUGCAGCCAAGAAUCCUCAAGCUGUUUUGGAUGUAUUAGAAUUUUAUGCUGAACAAACAAAGCGGGAGGAAGAAGAGUAUGGUACUUCUCAACUUCAAGGCGCUGUUGAGCGUAUGAGUGGUUUGGGUUGGGCUAAAAUGAUGCAAGAAAAAGCACUUCAUGACCAAGAUGCUCAAUCACCAACACAACAAAAUAUGAUUCCCAAUGUAAAAUUACCGCCCAAGAAUAUACCAACUAGACCUGCUCCUCCUCCUCCAUCCGCUAUUGCAGCUCUUGCUGAACUGAAAAUUCAGGAUCAACAACAGCAGCAGCAACAGCAACAGCCUUUAAAAUCACCUUCUACACCAAAACCAUCCCUCAGUAACAAGAGCAAUUACACUUUACCUUCUCGAGAUCAACAAAAUGGAAGUCCGACAAUCCCCAAUGUGGUCAACAAACAAGAAGGUGAAGAAAAGAAAAAGGUUAUUCCACUUCGAUCUAGUAGUGUAAACUACUACCAACAACGAGAGAGAGAGAAAGAACAAUACCAGUUACAAUUGCAGCAUAUGGAAAGUGAAAAAGAAAGAGAACGCGAAAGAGAAAGAGAGCGUCUACAUAAGGAAAGAGAGCGAGAAAAGGCUGCUGCUCAAGUCUCUUCUAAGAAGAAGAUGGAGCAAAGAAUCAGUACAAUGACAGAAGCACAAAUCAUGGAAAAGCUUCGCUCGGUUGUAUCAAAGGGUGAUCCAAACGAAUGCUAUAAGAAAAUCAAACGCGUGGGUCAAGGUGCUUCUGGUUCUGUGUAUGUUGCCAAUUCACUUGCUACAAACACAAAGGUUGCUGUUAAACAAAUGGAUUUGGCUCAUCAACCACGCAAAGAAUUGAUUGUCAAUGAAAUUCUUGUCUUGAAAGAAUACCAACAUCCCAAUAUCGUUAACUUUUUAGACGCUUUUCUUGUUGGCAAUGCUGACUUGUGGGUUGUCAUGGAAUUCAUGGAGGGUGGUGCAUUGACUGAUGUCAUUGAUAAUAACAGCAAAAUGACAGAGCAACAAAUUUCUACUGUCUGUCUCGAAACAGUAGCUGGUCUCCAUCAUUUGCACUCUCAAAACAUUAUUCACAGAGAUAUCAAGUCUGAUAACAUUUUGCUUAAUGCUCAGGGUCAUGUCAAAAUCAGUGAUUUUGGCUUCUGUGCCAAACUGACAGAUCAAAAAAGAAAGCGUGCUACAAUGGUGGGUACUCCUUACUGGAUGGCUCCUGAAGUGGUUAAGCAAAAGGAAUACGGUGCCAAGGUUGAUAUCUGGUCUUUAGGUAUUAUGGCUAUUGAAAUGAUUGAGAAUGAGCCACCAUACCUUGAUGAAGAACCCUUGAAGGCUUUAUAUCUUAUUGCCACUAAUGGUACACCUACCUUAAAGCACCCAGAGAGACUCUCCAGUGAACUCAAGUCCUUUUUGGCUGUUUGUCUUUGUGUUGAUGUGAGAUCACGAGCCAAUUCAAUGGAACUAAUGAAUCAUGAGUUUCUCAAGAAGGCUGGUCCUUUGGAAAUCCUGGCCCCUUUACUGAAAUUCAGAGCAAAAACAAAGAUUUAAAUAAACUCUUUCUUUUUCCUCGUCAUACGAUCUAGAAAUCAUAAAAACAAA